Haliotis rubra (blacklip abalone) is the source of this 261-nucleotide messenger RNA. RefSeq lists its product as uncharacterized. The record is from RefSeq and is a predicted model, not a curated record. Lineage: Eukaryota; Metazoa; Mollusca; Gastropoda; Lepetellida; Haliotidae. Bases 1 to 261 code for a protein of 86 amino acids. The transcript is spliced from 3 exons.
AUGAAGUGCGCCAUCAUCAUCCUUGUUCUCCUGCCUCUGGCAUACUGCAACAUCCUCGAUCAGUUCACCUAUCUGUUUGAUGUUGGGGAGUUGAAGGCGAUUGUACAGAAACUCUUUGAUACGGUUGGAUCCGACGGUACCGUCGCAGCCUGUGAAGGAGAGUGCACGGUCCUCAUCCAUCAGAACGCCCUCUUGUCCAGCGGUUGCGACCUCGUCUGCAGAUCCCUCCAGUCCCUAGUGAAACGCUUCCACAUCGCUUAG